Molecule: messenger RNA, 2009 nt
Organism: Lycium ferocissimum
Lineage: Eukaryota; Viridiplantae; Streptophyta; Magnoliopsida; Solanales; Solanaceae
Exons: 2
Coding region: 518-1594 (358 amino acids)
Biological process (GO): N-acetylglucosamine metabolic process; protein N-linked glycosylation
Cellular component (GO): membrane
Molecular function (GO): beta-1,4-mannosylglycoprotein 4-beta-N-acetylglucosaminyltransferase activity
Source: RefSeq, a predicted model, not a curated record
AGAAGUGGGGUAGAAGACAAGAGAAACGGCUUCCUUGUAAUCUUCUUUUAUUAAUACUGCCACCCCGUAAAACACACACACACACGCUCUUCAUCUCCAACACACCUUUAAUUUCUUUGGCUAUAUUUUUGUCUCCUUAUUUCAUUCUUCCACAUAUUCCCUUUUUCUUUUUUCUUUUUUCUUUUUGUACUUUUAUUCUUCUUCAACCAUUUUCAAGGGUUUGAAAAAUAUCUAUUUGUUGCUUUUAUCUAUAAAUCUUUCCACUUUUUCCUCAGUGGUGGUGUUGGAUUAAUUUGUGGGCUGCGUUACAAGUGUAAUUGUGGGUUUCAUUUUAGCCUUUGAUCUGUAAUUUAAAUAGAAAUACAGUUACAAAAAAAGGAGAAAAAUGUGGGGUAUCACUAGAUUUUGGGAAAAAGUUUAUAUUUUGGCAGAAGGGGGAUCUGAAUACUGUUCAAAGAAGAAGGAUGAUAUUUGUAAUGAGUUUUGUUGACUGCAGGAAGCUGGUCGAACAUUGAGCAUGUCGAGACUAAAAUGCGUCCUUCGUGGCUUGGACCUGAAAACAUAUAUCUUUCUUUUUUUGUUGGUUCCAACCUGCGUGUUUGGUAUAUAUCUGCAUGGACAGAAAAUCACGUACUUUUUACGACCUUUAUGGGAGAAGCCGCCAAAGCCUUUCCAUGAAAUGCCUCACUAUUAUCAUGAGAAUGUGUCGAUGGAGAAUCUCUGUAAACUUCACGGAUGGGGAAUUCGAGAGUACCCUAGGCGUGUCUUUGAUGCAGUGUUGUUCAGUAAUGAGUUGGAAAUGCUGACCAUACGGUGGAAAGAGUUGUACCCUUAUAUAACAGAGUUUGUUUUACUUGAAUCCAAUUCAACAUUCACCGGAUUGCCAAAGCCUUCGUACUUUGCUAGUCACAGAGAUCAGUUUGAAUUCGUUGAAUCAAGGUUGACAUACGGACAAAUCCCCGGGAGAUUUAGGAAAGGAGAAAACCCUUUUGUUGAGGAAGCUUAUCAGAGACUGGCAUUGGAUUAUCUUCUCAAACAAGCUGGUAUUCAGGAUGAUGAUUUGCUCAUAAUGUCGGAUGUUGAUGAGAUACCUAGUAGACAUACCAUUAACCUCUUGAGGUGGUGUGACGAAGUACCUUCAGUUCUUCAUCUCCGAUUGAAGAACUAUCUCUACUCUUUUGAAUUCCUUGUGGAUAACAAUAGUUGGAGAGCUUCUGUUCACCGCUACCAAUCUGGUAAGACUAGGUACGCACAUUUUCGACAGUCAGAUGUCAUAUUGGCAGAUGCAGGAUGGCAUUGUAGCUUUUGUUUCCGCCACAUAAGUGAGUUCAUAUUCAAGAUGAAAGCCUACAGCCAUUUCGACAGGGUUAGAUUUUCUCAUUUUCUGAAUCCAAAGAGAGUGCAAAAGGUAAUUUGUGAAGGAGCUGAUUUAUUUGAUAUGUUACCGGAGGAGUACACAUUCAGAGAAAUCAUAGGCAAAUUGGGACCUAUUCCCCACUCCUACUCUGCCGUUCACCUUCCAGCUUAUCUUUUGGAAAAUGCAGACCAAUAUAAGUUUCUCUUGCCCGGUAAUUGCAUGAGAGAAAGUGGCUGAUCCGGGAGUUUUAAGUUCUGUUUUCUUUUCGUAAAUGUCGAGGGUGCAGUUUCGCAUUGCUCCUUGUGAAGCAAAUAGAGGAUCCUCAACAUGUCCAACAGUUACAUCUCCAGAAACUAUUUGGAAUGUUUGGAUGAAUACUCAGAUUUGGGAAUUGAAGGGUUUUUUGUAUAUAAUUCUUAGAGAAGGUUUUUCCAGGAUCAGGCAUGUCUGUUCAACGAAUGGGGAGUUUGCUGUGCGGAUCAGCUGUUAUUAGUUUAAAGUUGUGCAUAACUCUGUAUCCUAUAGUCUACCUACCAUUCCUGAUUAUGCUCCGGGAUAACAUUUUACAUUUUUUGGGGCUUUUCCUCAUGUUGGGAAAUUUUUGAAUAGGGACUAAUUUAUUCAUAUAUAUUCUUGUCUUGCAUUUUCUCUC